Drosophila ananassae is the source of this 2362-nucleotide messenger RNA. Its product is annotated as ribosomal L1 domain-containing protein CG13096. Lineage: Eukaryota; Metazoa; Arthropoda; Insecta; Diptera; Drosophilidae. The record is from RefSeq and is a predicted model, not a curated record. The transcript is spliced from 2 exons. Bases 135 to 2237 code for a protein of 700 amino acids.
UUCUUAUCGAUACAUCGAUUACUUUAUCAAUGUUGCCAUCGAUUCCUCUUUCGCACGUGUAGUUCUACCAAAGAAAUAUAAUUUGAAAACAGAAUUUUGCUUUUACGGAAACACUCGCAUUCAAUUCGUCAAAGAUGGUUAAAGUGCAGAAACCGCAGCCCAAGUCGCUGAAGAAGAGCAACAGCAUCGAGGGCGUCUCAAAAAAGAAGAACAAGCCUGAGAAAGCGGCGAAACAGCCCCCAGCAGCCGUCCUGGAAGAAGCCAACAACAAAAAGGGGAAGAAUGCCGCGCUGAAAAAAGCAGAUGGCGCCGUCAAGGCCAAAAAGGAACUGCCCAAGCAGAAGCCCGAAAAGAAACAACAAAAAGGAGAGGGCAAAAAGCCUUUGAUCCUGGCGCCUCCAGAAUCCCCAGCCGCUGCUCCUGCCGCAAACAAAAAGUCGAAAGUGAAGCCGGAGAAGGCAGCCAAGAAGCCUUUGAUUUUGGCUCCUCCAGAGUCGCCAGUGGUCCCAAAAAAAGAAACCAAGGCAAAGGCUGCGGCGCCAGCUCCAGCACCAGCCAAGAAAGCGGCAGCUAAGCGAAAGGCAGAGGAACCGGUUGCCCAGAAGGCUGCUCCAGCGCCGGCAAAGAAGUCCCAGAAGCAGGCUGCUGUAGCCGAAGCUGCAAAAAAGAUCGCCAAGGCCGCUCCAGCUUCCGAAGAAUCCAAGAAGACAACCAAGCCAGGGAAGAAGGACGCCAAGGCAUCUAAAGCUGCUGAAGAUGUAAAGAAAGCCACCAAGCCAAGUGCCGAUGCCAAGCCGGCCAAGGAAACUGUAAAAGCCAAGGCUCAAUCGGCUGCUUCGCUCCAAAAGAAGAACAAACCUGCCCAGAAGAUUUCAAAGCCAGUCAAGGCUCCGAAAGCAAAGAAGGUCGACAAUAAAAUUAAGAACAAGCCAGGCAAGAAAGCCUCAAAGAAAGCAUCCAAAGCCAAGCCACCCUUGGAGCUGACUUUCGAACUGCAGUCUUUCGAUGAGAAAAAGUACGAACAGAUCGUUAGCGAGGGAAAUGUUAAGAAGGUGUGCCAGGCCUUGAAGGAUCUAGUUGCCGAGGAGGUGGCUAAGAAGAAGGACAUUUUCACAGACUACCGCUACAAUCUCCAAGUGGCCAGUUACAAGAUUGCCAGCUGCCCAAAAAGAGUGGUGAAGCUGGCCCUGAAGCACUCCCUAGUGAACGCUGACUCCGAUGUGGCCAUUAUUGUGCCUGAUUUGCAGCGGGGCGCCAAGUUCGACUUUGAACCCACCAAACAGCACUAUGAGGAUCUUCUCCGGGAGGCAGGUGUUACCCAGCGUCUUACCGUCGUUCCGUUUAACCAGCUGCGCAACGAGAUGGGACCAUUCGAGGCCAAGCGCAAGUUCCUGAACACAUACGACUACCUGCUCUGCGACGGUCGUAUCUCUGGCCAGGCGUCCUCGUUUUUGGGCAAGUUCACCCAGAAGCCUCGCAAUGUUCUGCAUGCCGUUCGUCUUAGCAAGGACAAUGAUAAGAUUGCAGAGGAGGUGAAGCGCGCCCUCCACCGCACUGCCUUCCGGCAGCUGGCCAAGGGCGAUCUAACUACCAUUCCGGUGGGCAACCACGAGCACAGUGCCGAGCAGCUGGCUGAAAACAUCCUGCUGGUGAGCAAGCAACUGCAGCAGGUUUUUCCCGGUGGUCUGGCCAAUAUUCGUUCGCUGUACGUCAAGAUCGACAUUGUGGGUACAUCGGCCCUACCACUGUACGUCAGUCUGUGUGCCCCACCGGCCGAGACUCCGUAUGUGGUCGGACCACGGGAGCAGCGCAUGCUUAAAUUGAAGAAACAGGCCAACGAGGUGUUGUCCCGAUUCGCGUUGACCAAGGAUGCCGAGUUUGUUAAACUCUCAGGGGAGCAGGUGAAGCGCAAGGCAGAGCUGCGUCAGAAGAAGGAGGCCCUUUUGGCCGCUGAUGCUGCGCCCAAGGACAACGACGGCGAGGACACGGCUGUGCCUACGAAAAAGGCCCGCAAGGAGGCGGCCAGCGAGAGCUCUAAGGCUGAGCCUGAGUCCGAGGAGGGCGACGCUGAGGAGGACGACGAGGAAGAAAGUGCGGGCGAAAGUGGAGAGGAUGAGGACGGCGAGGAUGAUGAUGACGUCGAGGGCGAGGACGAUGAUGAAGACGAUGACGAUGACGACGAUGAUGAUGACGAGGAGGACGAAGAGGAAGAUGACGAUGAUGAUGAUGACGAGUAAUCUUGCUGCGCGCAUAUUAUUUUUCCUUUAGUCGUAGGUUUAUUUGGAUAUUUGCAAACCAUUUAUACUGUAACCUGUUUGCAAUUUUUACAACAGUUUUAAGUAAUAAACGAAUGUUUUAAGAA